This is a messenger RNA of Myotis myotis, 3085 nucleotides long. RefSeq names its product frizzled class receptor 2 (gene FZD2). Bases 344 to 2041 code for a protein of 565 amino acids. Lineage: Eukaryota; Metazoa; Chordata; Mammalia; Chiroptera; Vespertilionidae. Gene Ontology annotation, biological process: non-canonical Wnt signaling pathway; canonical Wnt signaling pathway. The transcript has a single exon. Gene Ontology annotation, cellular component: plasma membrane. Gene Ontology annotation, molecular function: Wnt receptor activity; Wnt-protein binding. The record is from RefSeq and is a predicted model, not a curated record.
CUAAUUGGGAUCCGAGAGGCCGAGGUGAGGGCCGGAGGAAGGCACAAAGGAGUCGCUGGGCGGAGAAGGGAGGGGAGAGGCGAGAGGAGGAGGAAAAAGAGGAGAGAGCAAAGCAGUGCGCGGUGUCUCCAGCUGCUCAGUUAGACUGCGGCGAGCUAGCGGGCAGGCGCGCCGCCCCCUCCCCCGCCCGGCCUCCCCAACUCUGAGGCCCCGAGCAAAGUUUGCAAAGAGGCGCGGGAGGCGGCGGCUGGGGCGAGGCGGCGGCGGGGAAGGCGCGCGGUCUCCGGGCUAGGGGCGGGGGGCGGGGGGCCGCCCCGGAGCCGGGUGGGGGGCGGCGGCCAGCAUGCGGCCCCGCAGCGCCCUGCCCCGCCUGCUGCUGCCGCUGCUGCUGCUGCCCGCCGCGGGGCCGGCCCAGUUCCACGGAGAGAAGGGUAUCUCCAUCCCGGACCACGGCUUCUGCCAGCCCAUCUCCAUCCCGCUGUGCACGGACAUCGCCUACAACCAGACCAUCAUGCCCAACCUUCUGGGCCAUACGAACCAGGAGGACGCGGGCCUGGAGGUGCACCAGUUCUACCCGUUGGUGAAAGUGCAAUGUUCGCCCGAACUGCGCUUCUUCUUGUGCUCCAUGUACGCGCCGGUGUGUACCGUGCUGGAGCAGGCCAUACCGCCGUGCCGUUCCAUUUGCGAGCGCGCACGUCAAGGCUGCGAGGCGCUCAUGAACAAGUUUGGUUUCCAGUGGCCCGAGCGUCUGCGUUGCGAGCACUUCCCGCGCCACGGUGCGGAGCAGAUCUGCGUGGGCCAGAACCACUCCGAAGACGGCUCGCCCGCGCUGCUCACCACUGCGCCGCCGCCGGGCCUGCAGCCGGGUGCUGGGGGCACCCCAGGCGGCCCGGGCGGUGGCGGCUCGCCCCCGCGCUACGCCACGCUGGAACACCCGUUUCACUGCCCGCGUGUCCUCAAGGUGCCGUCCUAUCUCAGCUACAAGUUCCUGGGCGAGCGCGACUGCGCGGCGCCCUGUGAGCCGGCGAGACCGGAUGGCUCCAUGUUCUUCUCGCAGGAGGAGACGCGUUUUGCGCGCCUCUGGAUCCUCACCUGGUCGGUGCUGUGCUGUGCCUCCACUUUCUUCACCGUCACUACGUACCUGGUGGACAUGCAGCGCUUCCGCUACCCCGAGCGGCCCAUCAUCUUUCUGUCCGGCUGCUACACUAUGGUAUCGGUGGCCUAUAUCGCAGGUUUCGUGCUCCAGGAGCGCGUGGUGUGCAACGAGCGCUUCUCCGAGGACGGCUACCGCACGGUGGUGCAGGGCACCAAGAAGGAGGGCUGCACCAUCCUCUUCAUGAUGCUCUACUUCUUCAGCAUGGCCAGUUCCAUCUGGUGGGUCAUCCUGUCGCUCACCUGGUUCCUGGCGGCGGGCAUGAAGUGGGGCCACGAGGCCAUCGAGGCCAACUCGCAGUAUUUUCACUUGGCCGCAUGGGCCGUGCCGGCGGUCAAGACAAUCACUAUCCUGGCCAUGGGCCAGAUUGACGGCGACCUGCUGAGCGGCGUGUGCUUCGUGGGCCUCAAUAGCCUGGACCCGCUGCGGGGUUUCGUGCUGGCGCCGCUCUUCGUGUACCUGUUCAUAGGCACGUCCUUCCUCCUGGCCGGUUUCGUAUCCCUCUUCCGCAUCCGUACCAUCAUGAAGCAUGACGGCACCAAGACCGAGAAGCUGGAGCGGCUCAUGGUGCGCAUCGGCGUCUUCUCGGUGCUCUACACGGUGCCCGCCACCAUCGUCAUCGCCUGCUACUUCUACGAGCAGGCCUUCCGAGAGCACUGGGAGCGCUCUUGGGUGAGCCAGCACUGCAAGAGCCUGGCCAUCCCGUGCCCAGCGCACUACACGCCGCGCAUGUCGCCCGACUUCACCGUCUACAUGAUCAAAUACCUCAUGACGCUCAUCGUGGGCAUCACGUCGGGCUUCUGGAUCUGGUCCGGCAAGACGCUGCACUCGUGGAGGAAGUUCUAUACACGUCUCACCAACAGCCGGCACGGCGAGACCACCGUGUGAGGGGGUGUCCCAGGGGCCGGGGCCACACCGCGCUUUCCUCCUCUCCGGGGGGGGCUCCUACAGACUCCUUAUUUUAUUUUUUUAAAUAAAGAACAAUCGAAACCAUUUAUUUUUUAGGUCGCUUUUUAAAGAUAACUCUGCCCACCACCCCCACCAGGUUUGUAAUUAAAACUGUAAAUAGUCUUUGUAAAUUUAAUUAUAUAUUUUCUAUUUAAAAGAAAAAAAGAAGAAAAAAAAAAGGAACAGCAAUGGGCGCCAGGGCUGAGGAUUGAAGGGAAGGGGAGUUGAAGGGGUUCUCGCCUUUCAAAACUACACCGCACUUUGGUUCAGAGUUUUUGGUGAUUUGGCAGGGCUGAGCCUGCUGGAAGAGGUUUGGCUAGUUUGUUACAUUCAACUUCUAAAGCCAAAUUGGUGAGCCUUCUCACUGAAGCUGGGUCUGGGGAAGAUGGUGGAUUUUUUUUUUUUUUUUAAACAAGACUUGGAUUCUUGUUUUAUUUCCCUCCCCCCCUCCCCCUCUUUCUCUCCUCACUUGUCCUGUUUCCUUCACUAGAUCUUUGGAACCCUCCCAACCUAGAUGAAGAUGUGGAAAAAAAACCCUACGGGUGGGGUGGUGGGGAGAGGGCGGAGAGCGUGUGUGGAAUGGUCUCCACCCGCUGGCCCACUCCCCUGCAGGCAGGAAGAUCUGUCUCCUCAAUUUUUCUUCUUUUCAACUUGAUGCCCCAAGCCCUUGGAGUGGGCCCAAAGUGCUUUGUGAAGUGUGCUUUGAAACAACCCCCCCCCCACACACACACACACAUACACUACCUUGAGUAUCCAUCCUGAACCCUUACAUUUUUAGGGGGAGCAUUAGCUCACAAAUGUUGGGGUUUGGUGAUGUCCUUGCAUCUCUCCCCUAAUUUCCCCAGCAGACUGUGCCUCAACCCCACUCUCUCAACGAGUAUCUUCUCAAGCUUCAGGUUUGUGGGGUGGUUUGGGUGUUAUGUGUGGGUUUUUGUUGUUUAGGGUUAUUUUUUUCUAAAAGCAAUAAAAAGUGGGUUGGGUUGG